CAAGGGGACUCUAAAACAUGAUCUGUGUACCAAUGAGUACAUUUUUACGUCAGCGCUGUUGUCGGUGCAAGCCGGAUGCGGAAUUCGUAUCGACCAGCUAUCGCAAGGUUCGAACCAGGCUCAAAUCACAGCGAUGUCUGCGAAAAAAAUUACAUUUAUAUAGAUUCUUACAUUAUUUUAAAUUUUAUUUUUGUCGAGAUUUCUAUCCUGGCUACAGGUCUGCGUAAAUACGGGAUUCAAUGAAAUAGAGUUCAUUAAGAAUGAAUUGAAUUAUUUGUAUCGCCGCUAAUGAUGAAAUAAGGGAAAGUAAUCCUCUCGUGUGACGUCACGGAGAAAGAUGACGUUUGUCAGAUGUCACCUGUAUGGCUGUUUUCUUCUCCUGUCACAACAAAUCAUCCUGUGGGAUCGCCAUGUUUUCUUUGCGAAAUUUCAUCCUGUGUCUUUCAAUUGUUGCAAUCGUACUUGGUGUGCUUUUGAACCUUUUCAUACAGUGGAUUUGCUCAACUCCUGGAAUUAUCAGAAAACCUCUGCCAAAAUAUGAUUACAUCGUGGUGGGUGGAGGGACAGCUGGUUGUGUGGUGGCCCGCAGAUUGUGGGAGAGAACAAAUGCCUCUGUACUCUUGAUUGAAGCAGGCAGUACACCCUCUUGGAUGGCAUCCAUACCCCUUCUAGCCCCCGCUCUCCAGCACACCUCCAGUGACUGGGCUUACAAGACCACAUCUCAGAAGUACUCACAAAAAGGACUUCUCAAUGCAGUAAGUACAGCCAUUUCUUUUGCUUUAUUUGGGGGUAUAAUUAUUGUUACUGUUCAGUAUACUAUUCCAGCGACACCGACAUUAGUAACCUCCUUAACUUCAUUAUUUCCUGAUCUUACUUUAACAAAUAAUCCAGAUGUUUUAACAUCCACAACAUGGAAUGUAAUGGAUAUAAACAAUAAACGUGGUCAAAGUGGUCCACUACACGUCACGGAAUUCGAAGGAUCUUCACCCUUGGUGAAAGCAUUCAUGGAGGGUGUUCAAGGAUUAGGCAUACAGAUUGGUGAUUUGAACGGGGAUAUAGAAGACGGGGCUAUGCUUUCCCAAAGUAAUAUUUGGCGUGGUUGGCGAGUCUCCUCUUAUGAUGCUUAUUUAAGGCCUGUCAUUUCCUCGUCGAAUAUUCGUCUUCUGACGAAUACUUUGAUUAUAAAGGUGGUUCUGGAUGAGAGGAGAGCUGUAGCAGUUGUGGCCGUCAAUACCAUUUCGGGAGAGGUCUUCCAUAUCGAAGCAACGGAAGAAAUAAUACUGAGUGCAGGGGUCAUAGGAUCGCCGCUCAUUCUGAUGUGGUCAGGCAUGGGGCCUCAGAAAUAUUUGGAAAAGCAUAAUAUCUCCAUGAUGUUUGAUUUACCUGGUGUGGGACAGAAUCUGAUGGAUCAUUUGAAUGUACCAUUGUAUUUCCACUUGGAUUCUCCUGUCAGCACUACAACAGCUAAAGUUCGAUCACUCAACAGCGUAUGGAAAUAUCUCAAAGAGGGAAAAGGCCCUCUGUCCAAUGCCGGAGUGGAAUCGAUUGUGAGAUUGUCGGGAGCAUCUAAGAAUGAUUCCAAAAUGUUGUUUAUGUUCUUCAACCUCGGAAGCAUUAAUGAAAAAAUAUUUACAGCAGUGUCGAAUUUCGACAAAAACUAUUUUGAGGAAACUUUUCCUGAUACUAAGAAUGACUCGAAAGAAGGAUUCGUAAUUCUGACUUCCUGCUCACAGCCAAUCAGCAAAGGACACGUUUCACUUUCGUCAUCCCAUCCCCUGGAUCCUCCAAUCAUUGAGCCAAAUUAUCUUCAACAAUCAGAAGAUGUGAAAUGUCUUAAAAGAGCAAUCAAAAUGGCGGCUAAACUUGGUUCGACGAAACCCUUGCGAGAUUUAGGAUCCAGACUUCAUCUUCCUGGUUAUCACUCUUGUUCAGAGUACAAACAGAGCCUUGACGAUGAGGGUUACUUAGAGUGCUGGAUCAGAAUAUCAGCCAUAACAGCCUACCAUCCAGUGGGGACAUGUGCUAUGGGAGAUCACUCCAUGUCUGUAGUAGACUCCACAUUAAGGGUUCAUAAUGUAGAGAACCUGAGGGUAGUGGAUGCUUCAGUGCUCCCUCGUCACAUUUCGGGAAACCCUAACGCUGCCGUCACGAUGAUUGCCGAGAGAGCCAUCGAUUUCAUCGUCCACAAUUGAUAUUUUUUUACUCUAACUGAAUUAAUUCUUCUCGCAUUUUAACUUUUCCUAAUCAUUAUUUCACUAAGUUCAAAUAAAAUAAUUUGUGAUUAUUUAUUAGAAAAAAAAAUGCAUCUGAAUUUAAACGUAAUUAAAAGUCACUGGCCAUAUUAUUAGACGAGCUGUAAAAUUCUAUGUAAAAUCUUAAUUAUCACGUGAUACUAUAUACAGAUUUAUUUUUUUUACGCUGCUGAAACCGGUUUGAACUCGUUUAUGUUCGUGUAUUAAUUGGUUAACAUUGUAAUACAAUAAGUUGAAAAUAAAUACAAAUAAGAAGUGUUAAAAAAAUCCCCUCUAUAAAAACCCAUUGCAUGCAUGUGUAAAUAUAAAAGUAUUGCAUAGAAACUCGUGCAAAAGCAUGCAAUUAUUAAAGCACUACAGUGCGUCUAAUAAUUUGGUCUAAUUAUUAUCAUAUACUAGUAUAAUACCUGAUAUAAUAAAUAUUCUAUGUUUAUAUAAUAUAUCGUCUAAUUUACAUUAUAUAUUGUCUAAUUUAACCAAUUGAUACACGAACAUAAGCAGGUGCAAACCGGUUUCAGUCGCAUAAAUACGAUAAAGCUGUAUGGUAUCACCUGAUAUUAUAGAAUUUACAUAGAAUCUUAUAGUGCGUCUAACAAAUUGGCAAGGCACUGUAUAAUUCGAAUUUUUUAAACUGAUUUCUGUAUCAUAAAUGUGUUCAUUUGGUGCGAUCUCCCAAUUAAGUUGACAAGAAACGACUCUUGCUAUUAUGUAAUGAUUUUUUGUAUGCAUUAAAAUUUUUUUAAUGUG
Parasteatoda tepidariorum (common house spider) is the source of this 2999-nucleotide messenger RNA. The record is from RefSeq and is a predicted model, not a curated record. Lineage: Eukaryota; Metazoa; Arthropoda; Arachnida; Araneae; Theridiidae.